AUGUCCUUUGCACCUACAGCUGCUCUGAACACCGGCGCGAAGAUCCCUUUGGUUGGCUUGGGAUCCUGGAUGGGCGCGCCCGGUCCGGGCGGCGAGCGCGCGUACGAGAUGUGUCGAAAGGCCAUCGACAUCGGCUACAGACACCUCGACACCGCAGCCGGAUACGCGAACGAAGAGGCCGUCGGCAAAGCGAUCCGCGACUCGGGCAUCCCCCGCUCCGAGUUCUUCGUAACGACCAAGCUCGCGCAGGACCGACACCACACCGUCUCCGCCGCCCUCUCCGAAUCCCUGUCCAAGCUCGGACUCGACUACGUCGACCUCUACCUCAUCCACUGGCCCCAGGCCAUCGUCGACGGCAAGACGCUGCAGCCCGAAGAGCAUCCCACGAUCAACGACACGUGGGCGGAUAUGGAGAGGGUGUACGAGGAGGGCAAGGCGAAGAGUAUCGGCGUUAGCAAUUUCAGCGUCAAGACGCUGGGGCAGCUGGAGAAGACGUGGAAGGUCGUGCCGGCUGUGAACCAGAUCGAGGCGCAUCCGUUUUUGCCGUGGCACGAGCUUGUGCCGUAUUGCCAGGCGAAGGGGAUACACGUUACGGCGUAUUCGCCGCUCGGUCAACCUGGCGGGGCGGAAGGUGUACCGUCUCUCGUGACUAACGAGCUGAUUGCGGAGAUUGCGGAGAAGUAUGGUGUCACGACGGGCCAGAUCUUGCUUAGCUGGAACGUCCAGCGCGGGGUGAGCGUCAUCCCGAAGAGCGAGAAGGAAGAUCGGUUGCGCAAGAACAUCACCAUCGUCAAGCUCGAGGAGAAAGACGUCAAAGCCAUUGACGAGUUGCAUCGCCAGCCCGGGCUGCACCGCUCCCUGCUUGCUUUCAUCCAUAGCGAGGAUGGUGUAUUCGGGUGGACGUAUGAGCAGCUGGGGUGGCCCUACAAGUUCAAUGGCAAGGGACUCAUCGAGAGCGCUUGA
Molecule: messenger RNA, 963 nt
Organism: Peniophora sp. CBMAI 1063
Lineage: Eukaryota; Fungi; Basidiomycota; Agaricomycetes; Russulales; Peniophoraceae
Source: the annotation of a GenBank genome assembly